AUGUCAGAAACCCCAUUAAGUCCACUAAGCGAGGCAGGCAAAGAAGAAACAUACCGUGUUGAGGGUGUUGAUACCCCAAAUAGUACCUCUGGAGAUAGCGGACAUUUCGAAUUGCACGAUCGGUCUGGCAGCAAGGAUCCUCAAAGUCUCUGGAGAAGUUAUCUAGAGUUUGUACAGUUCAGCUUGGGAUUUUCCGCCAACCUUGGAACUAUAUGGCGUUUUCCAUAUGUGCUGUUGUCCAGCAGUGGAGGUGCCUUUCUGAUCGCCUACUUUGUAUGUCUCCUUCUUAUUGGAAUGCCGUUGUUCUUUUUGGAAUCGGUGAUUGGACAAACUUCUGGCCUUAGUGCCACCCGGGUGUUUACUAUGGUUCCCAUUUUUCAAGGUAUCGGGUUCUGCAUGAUGGCCUCGUGCUCUGUUAUUUCUAUUUACUAUAGUGUGAUAAUGACCUGGACAAUCUACUAUUUUGGGAUGUCGUUCCAAUGGUAUGUGCCGUGGAGCACUUGUGGAAAUUCGUGGAAUACGAAAGACUGUUGUGUCUACAACGAUAUUGAU
Messenger RNA from Opisthorchis viverrini, 552 nucleotides. RefSeq lists its product as hypothetical. Gene Ontology annotation, biological process: sodium ion transmembrane transport. The transcript is spliced from 3 exons. The record is from RefSeq and is a predicted model, not a curated record. The annotation marks the transcript as partial. Lineage: Eukaryota; Metazoa; Platyhelminthes; Trematoda; Opisthorchiida; Opisthorchiidae. Gene Ontology annotation, cellular component: membrane.